AUGGGUUCAUACAUAUCUCCAGGCUGGAGACAACUCGAUGUCGCUAUCAUUGGCGGUGGAGUCGGGGGCAUGUCAGCAGCUAUCGCCCUCCGCCGUGCAGGCCAUAGGGUAUCUAUCUACGAACGUGCUAGCUUUGCCAGUGAAGCUGGCGCCUCUCUCUCUUGUGCAGCAAAUGGUACGCGCUGGCUAAAGGAGUGGGAGGUCGAGUUGGAAAGAGGUGACGGCGUCGUCCUGCGCAAGCUUAUAAGCCGUGAUUGGACGACAGGCAAGGUACUAAGCUUGUACGAGCUAGACGACUAUGAAGAACGGUGGGGGUAUGUCUAUUAUAUGUUCCAGCGGCAGCGUAUGCACGAUAUGCUGAAGCAUUCGGCACUCGGGGAGGGCACGGGAGAGCCCGCAAAGCUCUGGGUUGAUCACAAGUUUGAGAACGGACGGAUAGUCAAGCAUGAUCUGAUCGUCGGCGCCGAUGGCAUUGGCUCCACCGUCCGGGGUAUUCUCGAGAUAUGGCCCAAAAGGCAGCCUGCCGACUCCAGCUGCUUGCAUGCCAAUGUUUCUACAGAAGACGCUGUGGCUGCAGGUCUCGUGGACUUUUCCAAGGACCAGGCACUGCAGUUUUGGGGAGGCCAGGGGGAGCUCUGGGAUAAGAUCGUCCUGUCUCCAUGCCAAGGCGGUAAACUCAUAUCUGAGCCAUAUCCUUACAUCACAAAAGACAUAGUCUGCUUGGUCGGUGACGCAGCUCACCCGAUGAUGCCGCAUCAAAGCCAAGCUGCUUGCAUGGCGAUCGAAGACGCAGCUGCAUUGGGCAUUCUUUUCAGCAAAAAGCAUUUCAACGGAGAUGUGGCCGAGUCCAUCGCGAUGUAUCAAGAUAUCCGUCUACCAAGAGCAACGAAGGUCCAAGCAGCUGCUGCGAGAGCUUCAGAGAAUAUCAAUGAAAGGAUUGGAUUUUCCAGUAACGUCAAUGCCCCAGUCUACAGGGUGAAAGGCGAGCAGGAGAAGUUAACCAUCGAAGAGAUGAAUGCAUACGAUAUGCAUAUGCACAUUGAGGAGCUAGCUUGCAACAAGACUGGGCAGCCAUUCACGUACAAGUAUAUCCGGGGAUUGCCAAUUGGGCUCAAGCUAUCAAACGGAUAUACUGUUGGGGGCGGUGAAGAUGAUCAACUUGCCGUAAACAAGCUCAACUACAUUGAGCGUAGAAGGUCCUUCCUUGGCCAGUUGACAACUAGCCAGAGCAAUAUGUUGUGGGAAUUCUUGGACAAACAACAGGCACUUGCUGUCCUGGCUAUUGGGUUCAGCUCCGUGCUGAUUUAUCACCUGGCUCAAAACUACCGGCGGCUGCAACAUAUCCCCGGUCCUCUUGUGGCCAAAUUGACUGACAUUCAUCGCUUUAUGCUAGUACGGUCUGGCUUUAUUCAUCUUUAUCAAGCCAGUGCUCAUGAGCGUUAUGGCACUGCCGUACGCUUUGGUCCUAAUCUAGUGUCUAUCUGUGAUCCAGAGGCCAUCCAAGACGUAUUCAACAUGAGGAAUGGAUUCAACAAGAGCAAUAUGUACCGCGCCUUCAGGCCGUGGACUCCUGCCGGCUUGCUUGUUUCGGUCUUCACUGCCAAGGACGAUGUUGUGAACCGACAGAUGAAGCAACACAUUGCGGUGUACUUUUCCCUCUCUUACACUGCUGCAUCUUUUGAACAGAGAGUUGACAACGCAAUCCGCAUGUUUUUCAAGCAGCUCGAUAGUCAGUUCGUGACAACAGAAGCAAAGAUUGACUUGACGCGCUGGUUUAAAUUCUUCUCCUAUGACGCCAUGGGCUUGAUGACCUUUUCCCGCCCAUAUGGGUGUCUUGAGAAUGGAAGCGAUGCUGCCGGUAUUAUCAGCGACGUGAAGAACUCGAUGCUAGCCAUUGGGCCCAUGACGCAAAUGCCCUGGCUUGACUGGCUGCUGCACAAGAACAGCCUGAUCAACAUGAUCAAGCCAGAGCCGGUAUCUGCCCUGCUAAAAUACGUCCUGGCGCGUAUUUCAGAGCGUCGUGAUAGUCCCAAAGCGAUGCACAGCACGGUCACUGACGGUCCCGACGCAAACGGUGACUUUCUAGGUUAUUUCUUGCAAGCUCAGGAGAAGAAAUCCAACAAAGUCCCUCCACAGUUUCUGUCAACCUGGACCUUGGCAAACAUCCUGGGUGGCUCUGACUCGACAGCUUCCAUGCUUUGCUCUGUUGUGUGUUUCCUUGUGGAAAACCCUGAUGCACUAGAGGUCAUGCGAGCAGAGGUACGUGACAAGAAACAAGAUGCCGUGGGCGAUUCUUCCCCCAUUCCAAAAUGGACUGAGAUACAAGACCUCCCCUUCCUCAACGCCUGUGUUAUUGAAUCACUUCGGCUGGAUCCUCCAUUCGCUACCACCCUGGAACGUGUAGUGCCCCCAGAGGGAGCAACGAUAUGCGGUACUUUCUAUCCCGGAGGCACUGUCGUUGGUAUGAAUCCUUAUAUCACGAAUCGUCAUCGGCCAACAUGGGGCGACGACGCAGACCAGUGGCGCCCAAGUCGCUGGCUAGAGGGUGAUCCAGCACAUAUCAGAAAGCUUCAAGCCAGUCUGCUGAGCUUUGGAGCCGGUACACGCGGUUGUUUAGGACAGCAUGUUGCAUUCUUUGAAAUCAAGAAGCUCGUGGUUGCUCUUUUUAUGAAUUACAAUUAA
Molecule: messenger RNA, 2682 nt
Organism: Fusarium pseudograminearum CS3096
Lineage: Eukaryota; Fungi; Ascomycota; Sordariomycetes; Hypocreales; Nectriaceae
Exons: 13
Coding region: 1-2682 (893 amino acids)
Molecular function (GO): heme binding; FAD binding; monooxygenase activity
Source: RefSeq, a predicted model, not a curated record